Molecule: messenger RNA, 156 nt
Organism: Podarcis lilfordi (Lilford's wall lizard)
Lineage: Eukaryota; Metazoa; Chordata; Lepidosauria; Squamata; Lacertidae
Source: the annotation of a GenBank genome assembly
GGGCAAUAUUUGAUGAAUCUGCAAAAAAGGAUGAGGAGGUAUUUCGCAUGGCAGUUUCUGAUCUCAACCAGAAUGAUGAAAUCCUACAGACGGAGAAAAUCACAAUUUCUGUGAAUUUUGUGGAUGGCAACAACCCAUUCCAGGCAGUUCAAGAAG